AUGCGGAUCCCUAUUGCCUUGGCGACCCUGGCGCUGGUGGUGGAAGAGACGACGGCCCAGGCGAUCUACAUGACCACCACCGGGUAUUCCGCCAGACCGCAAUGUACGGCGCCAGCAGCGUCUCCCAAGUACUACUACAAUACCUUCUCGUAUUCAGUGAGCGAUACCGUUCGUUAUGCGACCUCGAUUCCUGCACCCACGGCAACAACCCCGAUCAGAUAUGCGCCGACCUACCAGGAGGCCGUCAAACAUCUCCAGUCGGAGAUAUCGACCACCACUUGGGGCAAUUGGCUUCCAGGCGAGACAGCCAUCACUGCCAACGAUGUCGGUGAUCCUUAUGGGCAGGCCGCAUGGUCCUCAAUGUGGCUGAAUGCGAACUUACCGAACUACACUACCACGGGCAUCUUUUCAGCCACCGUCAGCCCAACUCCGAUCCCGACCACCGAUCUUGUCUUACCACCUCGCGACUACUUCGGACCCACAGACUGCUACAACUUCCCCAAGGACUUCAUCUUCGGCGUCGCUGGCAGUGCGGGCCAGAUUGAAGGUGCCAUUGCCCUGGAGGGACGGUCGCCGUCCAGUCUGGAAAUUCCAGCAAAUCCGAAUCAGCCCAACAAUUAUGUCACGGAUGAGAACUACUUUUACUAUAAGCAGGACAUUGAGCGUCUGGCCGCGAUGGGAGUGGAGUACUAUAGUUUUAGUAUCCCGUGGACUCGCAUCUUACCAUUUGCGCUGCCCGGCACGCCCGUCAACAAGCAGGCAAUCGAUCACUACAAUGAUUUGAUCGACACCGUUUUGGCGGCGGGAAUGCAACCCGUCGUGACAAUGUUACACUUUGACACCCCAGCACUCUUUGUGAAAAGUGACGGUGAUCGACGAGUCGAUUUUGGCUAUGCUAGUUCAGGAUACAACAGCCCCAAGUUCGUCGAGGCCUUCGUGAACUAUGGCAAAAUUCUCCUGGCCAACUUUGCCGAUCGCGUGCCCAUCUGGUUCACCUUCAACGAGCCCUUGAAUGGAGCAGGCAACUUUCAUGGUGUUGAGAAUGUCCUGCAAGCCCAUGCCCACGUGUAUCGAUUUUACCGGAAGCAAUUGAAGGGCACCGGAAAGAUGAGCAUCAAGCUGAGCGAUAACUUUGGCGUGCCGAAAGAUCCCAGGAACACUAGUCACGUCGAAGCGGCAACUCGAUUCAAUGAGAUGCAACUUGGACUCUUCGCCAACUCAAUUUUCCUGGGCAAACAGUAUCCGGAAUCGGUCCUGCACACCUUACCCGGAGCCAAGCCAAUGAGCAAAGCAGACUUGGCCUACAUCAGCGGUACAGCGGACUUUUUCGCAAUCGACCCCUACACGGCAACGGUCAUCUCGCCCGUUGAUGGGGGCAUCGAGGCCUGUGUGGCCAACAAGUCGGCAUCGAAUUCUUUGCGCCCAUACUGCGUCCGCCAGGAGACCACCAAUAUGUACGGUUGGGAUAUUGGCUACCGAUCGAACUCCUACGUGUACAUCACACCAACCUACUUCCGCGAGUAUCUGUCCUACCUGUGGAAUACUUUCCACUCACCCAUCAUGGUGACUGAGUUCGGUUUCCCCGUAUUCCAGGAAGCCGAGAAGAACCUUGUCGAUCAACUUUUUGAUACCCCUCGCAGCGUGUACUAUUUGUCAUUCAUGUCGGAGAUUCUCAAGGCGAUUCAUGAGGAUGGCGUUCGUGUCAUCGGUGCUUUGGCGUGGAGCUUCGUCGACAACUGGGAAUUCGGCGGGCUGGACCAGUUCGGCAUUCAGGUGGUGAACAAGACGACACAGGAGAGACACUACAAAAAGAGCUUCUUUGAUCUGGUUGAUUUCGUGAAGACUCGAAUGCAAUGA
Messenger RNA from Penicillium oxalicum, 1857 nucleotides. Its product is annotated as glycoside hydrolase family 1 protein. The coding region runs from base 1 to 1857 and encodes 618 amino acids. Gene Ontology annotation, molecular function: beta-glucosidase activity. NCBI's taxonomy places the organism in Eukaryota, Fungi, Ascomycota, Eurotiomycetes, Eurotiales, Aspergillaceae. Gene Ontology annotation, biological process: carbohydrate metabolic process. The record is from RefSeq and is a predicted model, not a curated record. The transcript is spliced from 4 exons.